AUGACCCCUUAUGUCUUUAAACGUCGUGCCGACGGUGUUCAUAUAAUUAAUAUCGGCAAAACAUGGGAAAAAUUAAUUUUCGCUGCCCGUAUUAUUACUGCCAUUGAAAAUCCUGCCGAUGUUGUAAUAAUUUCGGCUCGUCCAUAUGGUCAACGUGCUGUAUUAAAAUAUGCUUCGUAUACUGGUGCACAACCUAUUGCUGGUCGAUUUACUCCUGGAACUUUUACGAAUUAUAUUACUAGAUCUUUCAAAGAGCCUCGUUUGAUUGUUGUAACUGACCCAAGGACUGACCAUCAAGCCAUCAAGGAAGCAUCUUACGUUAACAUUCCUGUCAUCGCAUUAUCUGAUACGGAUUCUCCUCUUCGUUUUGUUGAUGUUGCAAUUCCCACUAAUAAUAAGGCCAAGCAUUCAAUUGGUUUGAUUUAUUGGUUGUUGGCUCGUGAAGUACUUCGCCUUCGUGGUACCAUUCAACGAGAUAUUCAAUGGGACGUAAUGGUUGAUAUGUUCUUCUAUCGUGAUCCAGAAGAAACUGAGAAAGAAGCCGAGACUACUACUAUUACUGAAAAACCCCCCGUUACAUUCCCCACCGGUGAUGGUUGGGAUCAACAUGAAAUUGCUGGUGAUUGGGACGCGUCUGGCACAACGGCACCUGGCGGUGUUAACCCUGCUAUUGCCGCAGUAGCUACUGCCAAUCCAACAACCGCCACUUCAAAUUGGGAUACGCCAGAAGCAGAAGAUGUAGGUUGGGCAGAGAGUGGCGGCUUUGAAACUUCAUUUACAGAAACCGCUACUGGUUUUACCGAACCAACUGUGUUCCCUACUGAGACUACUGCAACGUUUGAUUCUAAUACUUUUGCCGACUCUGGUGGUAAUUGGGCAGAUGAUACAAAUGAAAAUGUCAACCCUGGAUCAGGCUGGGAUUAA
Messenger RNA from Scutellospora calospora, 924 nucleotides. The record is from the annotation of a GenBank genome assembly. NCBI's taxonomy places the organism in Eukaryota, Fungi, Glomeromycota, Glomeromycetes, Diversisporales, Gigasporaceae.